AUUUGUUUUUGUUCCAUACAUAAAUACGAAACGCAAACGAGCAAAUUGUGAUUGUGUGUAAAAUGGAAGAUAUUUUCUAAUAAGUAUUUUGUUAUACUGUGUUCAUAAUAUGUAACUUGUGUUUAUUCAUUAUAAAAAAUUUGUUUUGUAUUAGUGUAACUAACGAUACAAAGAUGGAUAUUUUGAAAGCAGAAAUUGCUAGAAAACGAAAACUUAUUGAAGAAAAAAACAUCUUGAAUUCUUCAAAAAAGUAUUUCAAAAGAGGUGAAUUGCUAGCUAAAGAAAAAGAAGAAUAUUAUAGUAAACAUGGACCGCACACUGAAGAUGACAAAUUGACUACAGAUAAAGCAACAGAAGAAGCAGAAAAAGCUAAAAAGCAAGAAACAGAAAAUGAACAUGCAGAAAGCAUAUCCUUACCAAGAGCUGAAGUCAUCAGAAGGUUGAGAGAACGCGCUCAUCCCAUCAUAUUGUUUGGUGAAAGUGAAUUACAGUCUUUCAAAAGGCUGAGACGAAUAGAAAUACAGGAACCUGAAGCCAAUAGAGGUUUAAGGAAUGAUUUUCAAGAGGCUAUGGACAAAGUGGAUCAGGCAUACCUAAACGAAAUAUUAGCCUUGGGAACCCAGAAUGAAAGGGAAAAAUCACAAAACGAAGAUGAUUUAGAUGAUGCAGUUACAUAUGAGUUCAUACAAGAAAUGGCCAAGACAAUGGGUCAAGGUGACAGAAAUCAUGAUAUGAAUGUUAUAAUGAUAUUGUUACAGUACCUGCUCAAAUUGUGGGGUCAGCAGCUUAAUUCUGGUACAGCAGCAGAGAAGACGGCUAUCAAGCACAAGAUGACAAGAGCGACAUACACUCAAACACAAGUUUACUUAAAGCCUUUGAUGAGGAAAUUAAAAAAAAAGACCCUACCUGAGGACAUCUGUGACAGUCUUAUGGAAAUCACUAAACAUUUAUUGGAAAGAAAUUAUAUCAUGGCAAGCGACGCUUAUCUACAGAUGGCGAUAGGCAAUGCUCCAUGGCCUAUUGGUGUAACUAUGGUGGGUAUCCACGCUCGUACGGGACGCGAGAAGAUUUUUUCCAAAAACGUCGCCCACGUCAUGAACGACGAGACCCAGAGGAAAUACAUCCAAGCUCUGAAGAGAUUAAUGACGAAAUGUCAAGAGUAUUUCCCCACAGACCCAUCCCGAUGUGUUGAGUAUAGUACAACUAGAUGAAUAAAAAUUCUUGAAACUCUA
This is a messenger RNA of Bicyclus anynana (squinting bush brown), 1232 nucleotides long. RefSeq names its product pre-mRNA-splicing factor 18 (gene Prp18). Gene Ontology annotation, cellular component: U2-type post-spliceosomal complex; U5 snRNP; U4/U6 x U5 tri-snRNP complex. The coding region runs from base 174 to 1211 and encodes 345 amino acids. The record is from RefSeq and is a predicted model, not a curated record. NCBI's taxonomy places the organism in Eukaryota, Metazoa, Arthropoda, Insecta, Lepidoptera, Nymphalidae. Gene Ontology annotation, biological process: generation of catalytic spliceosome for second transesterification step; RNA splicing. The transcript is spliced from 7 exons.